Messenger RNA from Funneliformis geosporum, 1977 nucleotides. NCBI's taxonomy places the organism in Eukaryota, Fungi, Glomeromycota, Glomeromycetes, Glomerales, Glomeraceae. The record is from the annotation of a GenBank genome assembly.
AUGUUUAGCGUUUACGGAGGAAAUAUCGCACAAAAAUGCGCACAAAAAUACGCACAAAGAUACGUACAAAGAUACGCACAAAUAAGAUCACUUCAUAACAUGAAUGGAAAUGUCGUAAAAGAAUCUAUUUUAAGUUCUUUUUGGUCAUCAUUUGCUAUUGGUUCAAUUGGUUUUGCCGCGUUUCAACUGGUUGGAUUGAUGCGUGAGGAACUUAAAGAAGAGAUUAAUCCACUUGGUACAAAGGUUGACAAGCUUGACAAAGUCAACACAUCCGAUGAAUUCGAUAAUUUAUAUUUGGAUAUGAAUGGUAUUAUUCAUAUUUGUUGUAAUCAAGAUAAAGGGCUUUCUCCAGCUACAGAAGAAGAGAUGAUGAUGAAAAUAUGUCAUCAUACUCAACAGAUAUUUGCCAUGAUUCGCCCUCAAAAAGUUUUAUUUAUUGCUAUUGAUGGAGUAGCUCCACGUGCUAAAAUGAAUCAACAGAGAUCUCGUAGAUUUAGAAGUGCAAAAGAAGCACAAGAAGCAGCUGGAUCUCGAGAUGUAGAAAAGAAAUCAUUUGAUAGUAAUUGUAUAACGCCAGGUACGCUUUUUAUGGCACGUGUUGCAGUAUCCUUACGAAAUUGGAUCGCAUUUAAAAUUAACACGGAUCCAGGAUGGAGAAAUUUAAAGGUCAUAUUAUCUGACGCGAGUGUACCAGGUGAAGGUGAACAUAAAAUUAUGAAUUUUGUUCGUGUACAACGUGCUAGUAAUCCUAAUACUCGUCACGUCUUAUAUGGCUCGGAUUCUGAUCUCAUAUUUCUUGCGUUGGCUACACAUGAACCUCAUUUUAAAGUGCUACGAGAAGAUCAAAAAAGUAUUUAUGAAAAUGUUAUUGAUAUUAUAAAUGUUCAAGUUUUUCGAGAAUGUUUGAGAAGGGAACUUGAAGUAUCCAACUUGCCCUGGUCAUUUAAUUUGAAAAAUGCGAUCGAUGAUUGGGUCUUUCUUAGCUUUUUCGUAGGUAAUGAUUUUCUUCCCCAUAUUCCGUUUUUGGAUAUCAAGGAAAAUGCGAUAGACACCUUGAUUACUAUAUGGAAAAGAUGUCUUCCAUUAAUGGGUGGUUAUUUGACGGAUCGUGGAACUUUGAAUUUAAAAAGGUUGCAACAUUUUGUUACAGAACUUGACAACGAAGAUAAAAACGCGUUUAUUCAAUGGUAUCAAAAAGCACGAGACUUAUCAAAGAAUACAGAUGAUUAUAACGAUAUUACUAGAAGAUACUAUAUCCAAAAAUUUGAAGUUACUAAUCCAGAUGAAGAAUUUCGUAAAAAAAUUGUAAAAAAUUAUAUUGAAGGCCUCUGUUGGAUUCUGGAAUAUUAUUGUCGGGGAGUUCCAUCUUGGACAUGGUAUUAUCCUUACGGUUACUCUCCAUAUGCAUCAGACUUGAUAAAUAUUGGUGACAUUAUACCUGAAUUCAAAUUAGGUGAUCCCUUUAAACCACUCGAGCAAUUAAUGUUUGUGUUACCGCCAUAUAGUGCAAUAAAAAGAUAUUAUCCUGAAUCAUUCGAAAUUGAUUUAAACGGGAAAAUACAACCAUGGCAAGGAGUUGUUCUGCUUCCAUUCAUCGAUGAAUCAUUAUUACUUCAAACCAUGAAAUUGGUAUCUUCUCAAUUAACUUCCGAUGAUAUUAGAAGAAACUCUCAUGGUUCUGAUAUUCUUUUCUUUAGCAAUCAGCAUGAAUUAUAUAAUAAAUUAUUUUCUUUAUAUUCAGGAAGGAAUCCAGUAGAGGUACCAUUAGAUCCAAUUAAAGACAAAAUGAUUGGAUUUGUUACAAGAAAUCCUAAUUUUAUUUCUUUUGGCGGAUUGAGGAUCUUCAUGAAUGGAUUAGAUGUGGUAGAGGGUAGAAAUUUUCUCACAAUGUUGAUACGCUUAAUGAUAUGCAUUUACCAAAUUGCCCCUAUUCACGAUAGAAUUAUAUUGUUUAUUAUACAACAAAUCAUUCCCUGA